Messenger RNA from Thamnophis elegans (Western terrestrial garter snake), 3908 nucleotides. It is a transcript of the gene INPP5A, whose product is annotated as inositol polyphosphate-5-phosphatase A. Gene Ontology annotation, molecular function: inositol-polyphosphate 5-phosphatase activity. Lineage: Eukaryota; Metazoa; Chordata; Lepidosauria; Squamata; Natricidae. Gene Ontology annotation, biological process: phosphatidylinositol dephosphorylation. The record is from RefSeq and is a predicted model, not a curated record.
GGCAGCGAUCUAGUGGCGGCGGCGGCGGCGGUGCUCGCCCCUCUCCCUGCUAUUCCAGGCAGAUGCGGGGAAGCCGGGGAGGAGGAGGAGGAGGCGGCUGGCUCUGCUGCCGAAGGGAUCGUUGGCUCGGGGCCGUUCGGGCCGCUCCGCUCCGCAACCGGGGACGCUGGAAGCCGCCUCUGGAGCAGCGCCGCCCCCCACCCCCACCCCCCCCGUUCCCCGCGGCUGAGAGUUUUCGCUGAGCCCCGUCCGGCGCCCCCCCCCGACCCCCCCCCCUCCCUCCCUCCCCCUGCCAUGCUCCGGGACCCGAGGGCUCCGCUGGGGGAGGCGGCGGCGGCGGCGGCGGCGGCAGGAGGAACUUCCCCAGGAGGAACCCUGAUGGCUGCGAAGGUGGAAAUCUAAGCGCGGAGCCCCCAUCCUGCCCCGGGAGGAGGAGGAGAAGCCGCGCGGAGCGGAGGCUGCGAGGCAACCACCAUGAGCCCGGGGGCUCCGCACUGAUGGUCUUGGCGCCGUCGCUGCCCCCGGCGGUGGGAGACCCCGGAGCUCCUUCCCUCCUUCGGGGCAGAGACCGCGGAGACCCGUGAGCGGGAGGCGCCCGGAGGAGAGAGGCAAGGGGGCUGCCGGGGGAGGGAGGGGAGAGAAGGAAGACUGGACUGAACUUCCCUCGAACUCCCGGCUGCGCUUCUCCCUUCGCCCCUCCCGGACCCUCCUUCGCCCAGAGAGACGUUGGGCGGCCCCUUUUCUUUUUGAUUGUCCCCGUUGCAGUUUCCGUCGCGAUCGCCCCUUUCACACGGACACGGACACACAGACCCACACAGACCCACACAGAGACGCCGUACGGGCCCCCAGAGCUACUCUGGGCCCGGUAUCAUCAUGGCGGUGAAGGCGGGCGCCGCCAACACCGGGGUCCUGCUGGUGACGGCCAACGUCGGAUCCUUGUUCGACGAUCCAGAAAACCUGCAGAAGAAUUGGCUUCGGGAAUUCUAUCAGAUUGUACACGCACAUAAGCCACACUUCAUGGCAUUACACUGUCAAGAGUUUGGAGGGAAAAACUAUGAAGCAUCCAUGUCUCACGUGGACAAGUUUGUUAAAGAAUUGCUAUCCAGUGAUGCUAUGAAAGACUACAACAGAGCCCGGGUUUAUCUGGAUGAAAAUUUCAAGUCACAGGAACACUUUACGGCACUGGGCAGCUUUUACUUUCUACACGAAUCCUUGAAAAAUAUUUACCAAUUUGACUUUAAAGCUAAGAAAUAAAAAGUUACGGGGAAAGAGAUCUAUUCAGAUACAUUAGAAAGUACUCCGAUGCUGGAAAAAGAAAAGUUCCCACAGGAUUAUUUCCCUGAGUGCAAGUGGUCCAGAAAAGGAUUCAUACGAACAAGGUGGUGUAUUACUGACUGUGCCUUUGACUUGGUAAACAUUCAUCUUUUCCAUGAUGCUUCCAAUUUAGUUGCUUAAACAAGCCCAUCUGUUUACUCAGGAAUAAGGCAUAAGGCCCUUGGUUAUGUACUUGACAGAAUUAUAGAUCAGCGGUUUGAACGAGUUUCAUAUUUUAUCUUUGGUGAUUUCAAUUUCCGACUGGAUUCAAAGUCAGUGGUAGAGACACUUUGUGCAAAGGCUACAGUGCAGACCAUCCGGGCUGCUGACACUAAUGAAGUAGUCAAACUAAUAUUCCGUGAAUCUGAUAAUGACCGAAAGGUUAUGCUACAGUUAGAAAAGAAACUCUUUGAAUAUUUUAAUCAAGAUGUUUUUAGAGAUAACAAUGGCACUGCGCUUUUGGAAUUUGACAAAGAGCUGUCAGUCUUUAAAGACAAAUUGUAUGAACUGGACAUUUCGUUUCCUCCCAGCUACCCGUAUAGUGAAGAUUGUAGCCAGGGAAUGCAAUAUAUGAACACUAGAUGUCCAGCGUGGUGUGACAGAAUCCUGAUGUCACAUUCGGCCAAAGAACUUGUUCUGAAGUCUGAAAACGAUGAGCGGCAAGUGGUGUACGACCACAUAGGACCAAAUGUCUGCAUGGGGGACCACAAGCCCGUGUUCCUGUCCUUUCGAAUAGCCGCUGGGGCAGGUAAACCUAUUGCCAAUAUGCACAAGUGUUGUGUCGUGCAGUGACGUGGUGGGAAAAGAUGCCUCCGACAUGAGAAGAUAUUUCGGGAAAGUUCAUUAUAGCGAGGAGGAGGAGGAAGAGGAGGAGGAGGAGGAGGAAGCUUCAAACUCCCACCCAUCGCUUAAAUCAAGUGACAGCUCUAGCCAUCCAUCCAAGUCCUGCGUGCCCUGUUCUUCUUUUAUUAUCACUGUUCUCGUUAUUUUAGGCUGUUUAUGCUCCACUAGCUUAUUUCUGGCGUGGACACGAGUCCCCACCACCCCCAAAAAUCUCUUAUACCUCACUGUCUUGUAUAUUCUUGUGUCAUCAAAAGUGGACUUCUUGUUUUUAUAUGGCAAUGCCUAUAAUAUUAUGCUACAGUCUGGUUGCCAAAACGUAUCUACAAAAACAAAAUUCCUCAUAUUAGGUUUUUUUUUUAACAGUGUUUUGCGUCUUGGAUUUCCCUGUGAGGUUUAUGUUUUUAGUUGGUCAAUGUGGAAUGAGUGUGUGUGUAUACGUGUAUAUAUGCAUAUAUGUAGACACACCUUCCACAUGUGAGACCGUUUCCAUCAUCACCCUUCUCUAGCUUAAAAGCCGGGUUGGGGUUUUAUCUCUUGCCUUGUGUAGAAGUCCUGCUGUGUUAUUGUUGUCCUUUGAUCCUGUGACAUUUGGGGAAGAGGAUCCAAGUUCGUUUCGUUCUGUUUUGUUGUCCUUUUUAUAACUUGUUUUCUCAUGUUAUUUACUCUACUGCCACGUUCCAUGGUUUCUGAAUCACACAACAGCAGCUGCUUUCUAUACGUGUAUAUAUUUAUAUAUAGAUUGUAUGUGAGUGUGUAUAGAGAUACAUAUAUAUAUAUAUAUACACAGAUAUAGAGAUAAUUUAUAAUUACAAACCGUCUGUCUUUCCUGAUGCCAAUAAGACUUUUCCAACAAGCCCAUAUAAAUAAUACCAGCCUUGUCCGGCAGGAGAUUCUGCCACCGGUUAGUCCAUUCGGGAUUAACUCGGGAUUAACUUGCAGACGAGGAAAGGGAGGCAGAGUUCGCGAUGGGAGGAGGCGAUGGGACGCUUCACACACCCCUUCUGAAACACGCGUGGAAAGCUUUCCCGGAGAUCCCCGCUGGGCGCGUGGCGGCUCCUCCCGGGUUCCUGCAUCCACCUUACUUCGGAGCAACCUGCCCGGGCUCAGCGGCUCAGGAGGCCGAGCGGGAGCCCCGCAGACCGUCGUGCUCGGCCGAGGGGGGGGGCUUCUCCCGUGGGAGGUGCGGCGGGGGGGGGCUCCACACUGCAGGGCUACAAUCUCAGCUCCGCAGCAGCCGCUCAGCUGCCCAACGGCUUCUUCGUGGAGAGCAGGGACGGGAAUCCGGGCAGGAGAGGGGACGGGGGGGGGCGGAGCAGCCCCUGGUCGGGGCGCCCUUGUUGCUUGGGACUAGAGGGGGGGGGGCGGGAAAGCCGGAGCUUCCUAUUGAGAGCUCCCCCCCCCCUGCCCCGGAGUACAGCAUUAAAAGGUGAUGAGCGAGUCUGUUGCAGAAACACGCGGGGAGCCUUAUUGAUUCCACGGAGAACACUACCCGGCUCAGGGGACGGGCGGGGCGGGGGUCGGGAGAUGCCUUUGCAGAACAACUCGGGCUUUGCGGUGGGAAGGAGGAGGGAGGCGGGAGGAAGGGCUCCUGUGUCCCUGAUCCUACCAGGAGUGGGAGCCGUUGCACGCGGGUGGAAGGACGCGGAGCCGCCUAAGGCUCGGAGGGGCUUGUCUGUGUGUGUGUGUGUGGCGGGUUCACUGCGAAAUGAGCAUCCUGGUUCUCAAGCAAUAAAAACCUGAUCCUGAUUAAA